Scutellospora calospora is the source of this 522-nucleotide messenger RNA. Lineage: Eukaryota; Fungi; Glomeromycota; Glomeromycetes; Diversisporales; Gigasporaceae. The record is from the annotation of a GenBank genome assembly.
AUGGGAGAAGAGAAAGAUCUUCUUCAACCUGGUGAUAAAAAUAAGAAAGUUACAAGAAAGCAGUAUUCGUCACAACGACCAAUGCUUGACGCCAAAAACAAUGCAAGUUGGAAUGAAUCAUUAAUUCGGCUAUCCCGAAUUUGCCCACCGGAUCAAUAUUUAUUACCAGUUGAGCCGAAAGACUUGCCAAAGUUUGAAAAAAUCGAUUUAUAUUUAAGAAGAUACCACAUGAAAGCUAUUCAAGAUGCUAAAACACAGUCUCUCGUGAGAAAGGCUCAGUUAAAGUCAAAUAUUAAUAAAUACGAUAUUCUAUUAUAUAUUGAUCCAGAAAUUCUAUUGGAAUUUGAUUCCACGCUUGGCAAUGACCUUCUUAAUAAUUUUAUCACUUCGAAUAUUGAGAAUGAUAUUACAACCGGUUGUAUUUCAAUCCUUCAAUCUAUAUUGGGUUCCGAUAAUAUUCUUAUGGCUGAACAAGUUCGAUGUAAAAUCCGGUUGGAAUAUUUGCCUGAAUUACCUGAGUGA